AGGAGUUUAAACUGAUCAUUGGGUAACUUGCAAAACAGCGGGUGUUUUCCUCUACUUCUCUACUUGAUUCUAGCCAGGUAAAAGGAAAGAUGGCGGGGCCUUUGACCACCACCAUCAUCAUCAUGGCGGCGCUUGUAGCGCCUCAUCUCGUCCUAUCCCAGCCCUGCACCGAGAGUGUCUGUAACUUUAACUUCGUCAUCAGGCGAACCAAGACCAUGACUCAUUCACGGGACGUCAACGGCACAAGGGACACAAACUCCGUGAAACUUCGUGACGACGGACGCCUUGAGCUCUUUAGUUCGCUGGGAAACCCCGCCCACCCGGGGAAGGAGAACGUGAACGGAACUCUCGUACCCUGGGAGGAGGUCAUUACCACUGACGGAGUUCAGAGGAACGUCAUCACGGUCAACGACAUGUUUCCGGGACCUACCAUUGAAGUCGUGGAGGGGGCACAGGUCGUCGUUAAAGUAACGAACAAACUGCUAAAUGAGGUCACAAGCAUCCACUGGCACGGUCUGCACAUGCGCGGCACGCCAUAUAUGGAUGGCGUGGCCUACGUCACCCAAUGUCCCAUCAUGCCCCGCGAGAGUUUCUUCUACCGCUUUCGCGCAGAGCCUGCCGGGACUCAUUUUUACCACUCCCAUCUCAGCACCCAGCGGGAAGAUGGACUAUUCGGGGCUUUAAUCGUGCACAAGGGAAAGCAUCCCAUCAUGCCAUCCGUUCCCGUGAUCCUUCAUGACUGGUACCACGUUGAAGCUACCCCAUAUUGGAUUUCGAACAUGUUUCGUUUGGAAUAUGGCGGCGAUGGGGCAUAUGAGCUGGGUGCCUACGAACGCACGUUCUCUCAUGAUGGCAUCAAAGUAUCCAGUCGAGAGUACAACUCAGCUUUGAUAAACGGACGUGGUCGUUUCGGGAACAACAGGGCGCCGCUCAGCACCUUCACAGUCCCUUCUGGAGGGUCCGUCAACUUCCGGAUUAUUCAUGUAGGUCCGGAUUAUCCGUUCCGGUUUUCUGUGGAUCAACACGAGCUAACGGUGACAGCAAGCGAUGGGUACGACAUGUCACCUCGCAGCGUACAGUCAGUCAUUAUGUAUCCCGGAGAGAGCUAUGAUGUCCGGAUUAACGGUAGCGCAGAUCCGGAUUUGUACUGGAUCCGGGCUAAGACCCUGAGCAUUGGCCACUGCACUAAAUGUUACCCGUACGACGAAGUCAAUGUGGUUCCGGAUGACAUAACACAAGAGGUGCGGGCUACUUUGCGAUACCAAGGUGUGACAGCAGACAGAGAUCCCACCACAUCGAAACGGAACUGCAGCGACGAGAAUCCUUGCUUUGUCUUUAACUGCCCGUUUGCUGGCUACCCCGAACACGAGAACACUGCCUGCAUCCAUGUUAAUGAAGCAAAAGCUUAUGCGUUUCUAUCAGAGGGAGAAGGACACUCCAAUGUGACUGACAAUGGCGGUAAACAGUCCAUUUCCACGGACAUAAUGGAGAUCUUCUUAAAUUUCAACUUCGCCAUCGGGUCUUCUGUGAACGGACGCCGGUUCGUCGGCCCCACCGCCCCGCUUUACCAGGACAACACGGCGGCGAUCGUGCCGUGUGACAAGGAACAGUGUCUCAGGAGCGGAUGUCGGUGUACACACAUCAUAGACAUCCCCUACAACCAGACGAUCCAACUGGUGAUGUAUAACACGUUCGCUCCGGCCAGUCAGACGCACCACUCUGUCCACAUCCACGGGCACGCCUUCCAGGUUGUCGCCAUGGGUUACCCCAGCUACAACAAGACUACAGGUCGCUACAUCCAGCCUAACCCUGAUGUGGAAUGCAAGAACGAGCUGUGCACGGACGCCUCCUGGCGGAAUGGACCGCCGCUGCUUAACCUGAUCAACCCGCCACUGAAAGACACCGUCCUGGUCCCUGCCAAUGGUUACACUGUGGUCAGGUUCAGGUCUGACAACCCCGGGCACUGGUUCCUGCACUGCCACAAUGAUCAGCACAUGAACGAGGGGAUGGCGCUGGUGCUGCAGGAGGCGGGAGACCGGCACCCCGCCCCGCCCAGGGGCUUCCCGAGGUGCGGUGACUUCACUUGGAGCUCGGAGGAAUACCAGCACGACCUGGAGGGUAACGGCCCAUCAGAUGUCCAGACCACAGCGCUCGCCACAAAGGUCCUGAUCCUGUCCGUUGUGGUGGGAGUUCUCGCCUUCGUCAUCAUACUGACAGCGGCAACGUACUGUAUCCUCAAGAAGAAAAGGGACGCGCUUUCACUGACACCUAUGACGGAGCCUGUUCCUUUGAAGUAAAAUGUCCCUUGCAAAAACACAUACACACCCACAAAAAAAACAAAGCAACAAUAUUAUACUUUCAAGAAAGUUCACGUUGAUAAAUUACAUCGUUCUCCAAAAAACAAUAGAAGUGGGUACAGUUCGGAGCACGAGCUAUUUUGAACUUUUGCAAUUACUUAGCUCCUGUUGCGAGCUUUCGCAACAGGGGAUAAGCUUCUAUUAUGUUUUAACGCUGCAUUUUUAUUUUCAUGGCAGGCCUCCUUGCGUGUAGUAAUCAUCAGUGACAACAAGUAUGGGUUUUUCCCGGUCCAAAUUAGAAAACCGUUACGUAUUUUCGGACCGGACCGAAAAAGAUUCUAUGGUCCGUACCGGUCCACCUCACCCAUAGUAACUAUAAUAGUACCCAACAUUUGCUUACACUGCGUCAAAAGGUAACGUACAAACAAAGUGCCAAUAAAGUGGUGCCUGUACAACACUUUACACAUUGCACAGACCAUGGACAGUUUGGUUUAUUCGCUGUACACAUGGUUGUACAAACUGCACGGCUAAUGAAUGAUCCUGAUCUUAGAAUCGCAGCCAUGUGGUUACUAUACAGAUUUUACACGAUUUUACACGAUUCGAACCUCAAAUUUGAACCUGGGAAGCUUAAAUUCAACCAUGGCAGUGACAAUUGUAGGCUACAUGUAUACAAAGCCUGAUUAAACCGCGCUGGAACUGGGGUCAUUACCUCCGGCCGAUAGCUUGUGUAACACAGGCUACUUCUAUACACAUGUUUAUCCUGUAAAACCGUACAUAAUGCACUUGCAUUGUUUAGUUCUGUACUGAGUUAAGAAAUGACAGAUCGACCCUCAUUCUAACAUAAUGUAUAUCUAUAAUAAGUAAAUACUUACGAACUUUAUUCAUUUACCUUGUCGAUAUUUCUUGACACUUGUAAUUAAUUCAUUAACAUCUAUUCACGCUCACUGAAAAAUUUCAAACCUUUAUUAUUAUUCACGCAACCCUUUGUAUUAGUAAUGUAUAACCAUCACCGUAAUAUCCACUUCCACAAUUUUUAGCAGCAGCAAAACUUGAUGUAAAUUACGUUUUAACAGAGAGAUUCUCUUUUGCCUUGAACACAAUGUACAAACGCAACAUAUCAAUUACAGAAUAUCAUUCCAAAGUAAAUUGCAUCCUUUGUUAGAUUUUUCCCUGAAUAAUGGUAUUUAGAAAAAGUACUUGUCUUGAUAGCCAAGGAAACAUAGGAUCAGGCUAGACGUUUUAUGU
Messenger RNA from Branchiostoma belcheri (Belcher's lancelet), 3542 nucleotides. Its product is annotated as laccase-4-like. The coding region runs from base 90 to 2297 and encodes 735 amino acids. Gene Ontology annotation, biological process: iron ion transport. The transcript is spliced from 10 exons. Gene Ontology annotation, cellular component: plasma membrane. Gene Ontology annotation, molecular function: copper ion binding; oxidoreductase activity. Lineage: Eukaryota; Metazoa; Chordata; Leptocardii; Amphioxiformes; Branchiostomatidae. The record is from RefSeq and is a predicted model, not a curated record.